UACAAAACGAUAUAGAUGAGCUGUAUAACUGGUGUAAGAUAAAUAAACUUGUUUUGAAUAUGAAAAAAUGCGCAGUGAUGUCCUUCACCCGUGCGCAUACGCAGGUACCUUUAACCUACACGUUGAACGACCAAAGACUCACGGAAGUUGAAAACAUCAGAGACCUGGGUAUAACUAUUGACAGAAGACUAAAUUUCAAGAAACACAUCGAUAGAAUUACUUCGCAGGCAUACAAAGUAUUAGGGUUGAUUAAUCGGAUGUGUAGGGAAUUUGAGAACAAUUGCUCGUUAACCUGCCUAUUCUCAGCAUUAGUGCUACCUAUUCUAGAAUAAGGAACAGUGAUUUGGUCCCCAUUCACAGACUCAAUGAUCAACAGAGUAGAGAGAAUCCAGCACAAGUUCUGCAAAGCGCUGCUAUUUCAUAACAGACACAUAAACGAUAUCAAUUCAACAGAAGACGUCCGAAAAACCCUGAAAAUAAAUGACCUGAAAUCUCGAAGGCAGGUAGCAGACCUCAUCUUCUUAUUCAAAAUCCUCAAUGGACUAAUUGAUGCCCCAAAAAUCCUCGCAGAUUUUGAAAUCGUACCAAAUGAGCUUAACUUUAGACAGAUGAGGAUCCUGAAAACUUGCCGAUCGAACAAAAACUUUGUAAUCAAUGGCCCAAAGGAAAGAAUCUGUAGAUUGGUAAACUCUCUGCACGGUGAUAUCAACUUCUUCAGCGGAUCUCUACAGAACCUCAGAAGGAUCGUUAAAAAAGCUUUAUUAAAAUACUAGCAUACGAACUAGGUUACGUGUUUAAUUUCUAAUUUUAUACGUUUAAGCCUGUUCUCUUAUUUAUAAUUAUAAUUGUUAUUAGAUGUAUAGUGCCGAUUGGCGUUAAAUAAAUUAAAUGAAAUACUCGCUCUACUAAAUUUUGUAUUACCGAAAAGAAAAUGCCGUCGGCUUAUGUGCAAAUGGGAUACGUUGCCUCUUCGAAAUUUUCAUAGAAACGAAAACUGCGCUGUCAAACUGCGGAAGUGACAGCUUAUUGCUUACAAUAUAUGGCAAACUAAUUAGUAUGGAGUCUCAACAGGCAAUAGGCACGGCAAUACAGCUAGUAAAACAUAGAUUCUAUCCUGUCGAGAUGCCCCGUUACCACAUUGCCGAUAUUUAUAUUUGUUCCAUUUAUCGGUUAUCGAUUAGAACGCGGCUAACUGAAAAAAAUAUUCAAAAUACUUCAAUGUUAUGACUUAAUUCUUUUCGUUCAUUGUCAAAAAUUUCAAUUACGUUCGGUUUUGUGUAAAUUUUUCAAGUUUGUGAAUUAAAUCACAAUAAAUCUUGGAUAAAAUUAUUGCAAAACAAAAAAAUAAAGCAAUUAGUUAAGCUUGUGCAUAGGUGGUUAAUUAAUUCAACAUAAAUAUAUUGUUUGUAGAAAGUUUUUUAUUUACCAAACAAUAUCAGACUGGUGCUAGCAAGUUAUAAAACAUAACUCAACAAGCAAAAAAAAAAUAUUACGCGACCAUUUCUUAAUGGAUAUAUCGCAAGAAUUAAAUAAUAGUGCGGAACUUGAAUUGGAAAAUCAACAAGAACAGCGUGUACUUCAUAUGGAUGAGCUAACUGCUAAAAUCGACAAGGUACUCACGCACCAGCAUGAACUAAUAGCAUUGGUUAGAAAAGCGUCUAAACAAAAUAUAUGCCUACCCAUAGUCAAAAAAGAAGAAUUGAGUCCUUUUAAACACGACAUAGCCAGCAAUGCAGCAGCACAUUUACCAGCUUUCAAAUGUAUACUCGAACGCAAAAGUAUGCAUCAGUUUUAACGCCAUAAUAAUAAAUAAACGCGGGGAAUUAUACAACUUUUGGUGGAUGAGUGAUUCAUACUAGGGCAAUUCACAAUCUGGUGCAAUUAUGGUUACUUGUAAUUGACAGUUUUCCUUUCCAGAUGCAAUAAAGUUCGACGGUUAUACAAAUUUAGUUGAUAAACAGGCGCAGUGCAUAGCAAUGAUGGAUUAAAUAAAAAUUACUUUCAUAAUUUUUUUUUUGAGACAAUAACAUUUCAGUUGUGAAUUAUAUGUAUUAAAUAUAU
Messenger RNA from Bactrocera dorsalis (oriental fruit fly), 2061 nucleotides. RefSeq lists its product as uncharacterized. Bases 1508 to 1795 code for a protein of 95 amino acids. The record is from RefSeq and is a predicted model, not a curated record. The transcript is spliced from 4 exons. NCBI's taxonomy places the organism in Eukaryota, Metazoa, Arthropoda, Insecta, Diptera, Tephritidae.